CAUACGCACUCCCUUCCUCCAGUGAAACUUUCGUCAUCCUUGAUAUAUUCUAUGGUGAACUCGAAGUCUGGAAAAACGCAACCUCGCGCUCUUAAAUCGGGAUUAGCAGUUAUAUCCGAAAAACAGUCUGCCUGUGAUAUCAGACCAUGGAGUUAAAGUCCCCUGGGUGCUAGAUAUUGAAUAAUAUCUACUCCCUCAACCACUAUUCUCAACUCAUCCCAUCCCCUCUUUCAAAAAAUGUCCAAAACUAUCCUCGUCGUUGGUGCCACUGGCAUUCAAGGCUCUUCCGUUGCCUCUACAUUUCUUCAAACCCCCAACUGGAUCGUCCGAGGCCUCGUCCGGGAUCCCACUAGUCCUAACGCCAUUGAAUUGGCUACGAAGGGCGUCGAGCUCGUCAAAGGGGACCUGGCGGACCCCGCCUCCCUCGCUGCUGCCGUGAAGGGCGUCAACGUCAUCUUCGCAAACACGCGCUUCAAUCCUGCUCAGGCAUUUGAAAGCGCAGAGUUCAAGGCCCUCGCAAAGCCAGGGCAAUCGCCACUCGAAUUCCACUUCGAGGAGGAGGUUGCGAAGGGCCGUAACAUUGCGGAUGCGGCAGCCGCGGUGGAAGGGCUGGAGAGGUUCGUGUGGAGCUCAGCGAGCGAGCCUGGUAAGUGGAGUAAAGGAAAGUAUGAUGAUCUGUUGAGCUUUGAGACGAAGGGCGCGGUGUGGAAAUACAUCCAGGAUACGUAUCCGGAGUUAGCGAGGAAGACGAGCGUCCUGUAUCUCGGCUCGUAUGCAACAAACUGGCAGUGGGGACCAGCGUCGUAUAAUUGGAUUAAGAAAGAUGAUGGAUCAGUGGCCCUCCGCCUUCCGGGCAAUGGGCCUCAUCCCAUUCCCUUUGUCGUCCCGUCCGAUACGGGGAACUAUGUUCUAGCGCUGAUCAAGGUGCCACCGGGCAAGAAGUUAGUCGCGUGCAGCGAUAGUCUGACAUGGGCUGAGUACACGAAGCUGUGGUCGCGCGUUGUCGGCGUGAAUGCUGUCUACGAGCCCUGCUCUGUUGAGGAGCAUGUCGGCGCCGUUCCUGGGGGUUACACCGAGAUGAUUGGUAAAAUUUAUGAAUACGCCACUCAGUUUGGGUACUGGGGAGACGGAGACCCGGAUGUGGUGUUUCCAGAAGAUCUGGGAGUUGAGAUCAAACGAACUUCGAUGGAGGAGUUCAUUAGGAAUGAAGAUUGGUCGAGAAUAUUGAAUUGAUAUUGAGUUUGUGGGGGUUGAUAGUUUUCCUUUUAACUUCAAGUCAAAAUAUAACAAGUUUUAGCUACGUG
This is a messenger RNA of Pseudogymnoascus verrucosus, 1304 nucleotides long. RefSeq lists its product as uncharacterized. The record is from RefSeq and is a predicted model, not a curated record. NCBI's taxonomy places the organism in Eukaryota, Fungi, Ascomycota, Leotiomycetes, Thelebolales, Thelebolaceae. The coding region runs from base 238 to 1233 and encodes 331 amino acids. The transcript has 4 exons.